This is a messenger RNA of Lindgomyces ingoldianus, 2022 nucleotides long. RefSeq lists its product as uncharacterized. The coding region runs from base 1 to 2022 and encodes 673 amino acids. Gene Ontology annotation, biological process: carbohydrate metabolic process. The record is from RefSeq and is a predicted model, not a curated record. NCBI's taxonomy places the organism in Eukaryota, Fungi, Ascomycota, Dothideomycetes, Pleosporales, Lindgomycetaceae. The transcript is spliced from 15 exons. Gene Ontology annotation, molecular function: aldehyde-lyase activity.
AUGCACAACCUCAUCAUCAAGUUUUCCGUCACUGAUGAGUGUCUAAAUUACACUGAUGCUGAAAUUCCCGGCGCCACUCACAAAAGUUGUAUACUUGGAUAUGCUCUGGUCGUCAGCUUUGGAGCUGUUGUUGAUAAGCCCGGUCUUGCCGUGGGGUGUAACAUUAGGGGCAGAGAAGCUGACACAGAACCCAGGGUAGUAAUUCCAAUCACUCCUGUAAACGGCAUCAAGAUCAACGAGGAGACGAUAUAUGGAUGCAUGGACAAUAUAGCUCACGGCUCUCUUAACAGGCUACGGAUACUAGCCAUCUCGGCAGCUCUCUUAAGUGAGACCUUUUUGAGAUUUGAAGAAUCUAAAAACUGCACGUUUCGAGAAACCUACCAUGAAGCUGCAAUGGUUGGCCAUCGUGGCGCGAACGCCGAAAGGCUGGAGUGGGCCGAAGAAGAUGGGCGGCGUGUUUGCCGAAGGGUCUUUCCAACCCCACCAAGUACGACUUAUGAAAGCGAAAUCCGAUUCUCUGCAUUAUACGGACUUGAUGAGCUAUUCAAAAAGGACGGCACGCCUGCCAAAUAUAUUCUAGACAACAUCCCUACAAAGGAUGAGAAGAAGUUGGCCGUGGAGAAGGGAAUCAAGGCUUCAUCCAUGCAACCCUGUAAUUUCCUCAUGGACAAAGCAUUUCGGGAAAAUUCCCAUAGCCUUCGACUCUUCUCUCCGGAUGAGGUUUUUAGUAAAAAUUUAACGCAGUAUUUGAUCACACUGGACGAAAUUUCCAAUGGGACGAGUUCUCGAAUACACAAGUUAUCUAAACCCGUUCCGACUGAGCACUGCUGUUUAAGCUUCAUGCAAAGCUACACAUUGAUUGAGCGAGUAACCCUCUUUCUGUCAUAUGAGAUCGUCUUGGCUAUUAUUCGCAAUAUGAUGUUUCAACAUGUUAAGUUCGGGAAGACGGAGCAAGGAACGUGCUGGCGCUGCCCAUUGGCAGUCUCAAUUAUAUCGAGAUGUUACCCUAGCCCAGUCAAGGAAAAACAGCUCCAGCCACCAAACCCAUCCUUCAAUGGUGCGGUUCUGCACUUGAUCCACAUCUUCUUGGGUAUAUCUUCCACCAAGAGCAAAUUACUUCUUAUCCACACUCACACGUUGUCUUCAAUCAAAGCGUGGUGUCAAUUUCAUGUUCCAAGGAAGCAGAAGCACAUUCUCAGGUGGGGGCUUCAGUCUGGUAACCUGCAAGCCAUCGGGGAGGAGCUUACCUUCAAAGUUUAUAAGGCCGCUGGGUUGCAUCGAGAGGUUGCUACACACCUACUGGCUAGAGUACUUAACGUAACGGAAUUGAUGGUCUUGGGAACCGAAGAAGAUAGAUUAACGACAAUACUGUUCGACAUGGUGCUUCUAAGCCACAUUUUUAAGUAUCAUAUUAUGGAAUUGCGCCGAGAGGUCAAACUCGUGGCCUUGCUCGUGGAUUUGAAACAUCGAAUUCAGAAGACGAGGGACUUAAUUUUGAAGCUACAGGUCAAGGCCGCGUGCUUUACAAAGGAUGAUUCUUUACGAAGGGGAACAUUCAAUCCUGGAUAUAUACUCGGGGUUACUGGAGUGGUUCCGGGAGACGAUAAACGCCAGUGUCAAGAAAUUGAUGAUGAUACCCUCCCAACCUUCAAAUCAAACCUACACUCUCUUUCGAAUUUCAUUCCUUUACCAUUCCUUCGCUUUCUUUCUGGAACAUUCUUACCCAGCCACUAUGAGGUCAAGGUACGUUCGAAGUUGGGGAGUAUCCCAUGUGUUAAGAUUGUCCUUGACAUUAACCAACUCACCGAUGUAAGAUUUUCACUGGUAGCCCUAAGCCUCACAUUGCCUACACUACUCCGCACAUAUCAGUCACGAGGCUCGCCGUCAGUCGGAGAUAUAUCCCUUGACGGUCAAGUUUUCACCGAGCGUGGCGUUUCCUCAGCUGCUUUUGGUUCGGAAGCACGUGGAAGUAAGAAGAUGUUGGCUAUUGAUAGGACGAGUCAAGUCGGAUACACGCUGUAA